UUAUUUGCUUGAGCUUUUGGGCGGAUGUACAUUACAAUUCAAUACUUACAGAAGGAGGGAGGAGUGGAUCGAAAUGCAUCCUUACCAGGCCACCCAUCACGCCCUUCAAGUUGUAACUCAUUUCGUGAUAUGGUUCAUCAUUAUCAAGGAGUACGACCCCCAAACCAGCUAGUUGGGAAAUCUCUUGGUCCUGGUCUUCCUCCUGUGGGGAGCAGAGUUGGAGCUACUGAAAAGAAGAAUGCUAUUGGCUCAAGUGUUCAAAAUGGUCAUUCUGCUGGUGCAACUGAAACUGAACUUACUGAAAUUGCAGCCUCUUUGUCUGGCUUGGCCUCGUCAAAAACUGGACAAGUAAAUGAAAAUUGUCUUGUACAGUCAAAGCUUCAGAUGAAUCUCGACAGUCAACCUGAUGUUAUAUCAAGCAUAGCCAAUGAUAAAAAAUGCAGUCUCCAGCAAAUCGUAGAGGAUUCUUCUUCUGAAAAUCUCCCAUAUUCUGCCAAGUAUGGUGGAUUAUUGAGGAAAAAUGGAAUGGUACCAAACCUCAAUUCUUCUAUAAUGGGUUCCAAUGGACAAAUUAAUAUUCCUAAGAGAACUUCCUCCUUUGCGGAUCUUUACUCAAGAGGAAAUUCUUGGUGAAUAUUAACCUUUGGUGAAAGAGAUGCUUGGUUAUACAGAUCGAAAA
Carica papaya (papaya) is the source of this 679-nucleotide messenger RNA. NCBI's taxonomy places the organism in Eukaryota, Viridiplantae, Streptophyta, Magnoliopsida, Brassicales, Caricaceae. The record is from RefSeq and is a predicted model, not a curated record.